GCAGUCGUAUUCACUCGUACAACGUUUUGUACGGCCUGUCACUUUCAAACCGAAAACGACCGCCAUAAGUGAAAGACGCAGAAAGAAAAAUCAUACUAUCGAUACACGCGAAGCAGUUGUGGAAAAAGUCUAGAUAUUUUUCUAAUGCGGUGCUGGAAGUGAAAAUUUUCUUGUACAAACAGGAAAAGUCUGCCUUUGACUGUGCUUAGUGGAAGAAAAACGUCUUCAUUUGUUCGGUUUUGUGGAAUCUAGUGAUCAGCGAAAAGCAAUACGAAAAUCGAGAAUGUUCAACAGCAAAAAGGAUAUCGAUCGUCACGUAAAAACUUCUCUUGCAAAAUUACCAGAAAAUGAGAAAUAUCAACGCGGCUUGGCAAUUGCCCGUCAGUACUUUAAGUUGGGUGAGUAUGCUAGUGCCGAGCAUUGGUUGUCUUGUUUCAUCUCGGUGCAGGAGGACAGUGCUCAAGCGCAUAAGUUGCUCGGCCAGUGCUAUGAAAAGCAGAAGAAAAUAGACCGGGCCAUUACAUCGUACCAGCGUUCCCUGCAGUUGGAUUCAAAACAAACCGGAUUGAUCACUGACGUCUGCAAGUUACUGCUAUCGGAUGAUAAUUUCAGUCGGAACUUGUCGAAAGCAAAACACUGGUGCGACAUAGCCGAAACGGAACGAAUCAACCAUGAAGCGGUAUUGAAUCUUAAGCUGAAAGUUGCUAACAAAGAUGCUACCACGGACAACAAGCUGGUAAAGGAGAUUAUUUUGAAGGAGAUUUGUGCUCGUCCGUUAGAUCCUGGACUAAGAAUACGCCUUGUAAAACAUUUCGUUGACGAAAAAAAGCUGGACGAUGCAUUCAAAUAUUGCUUUGAUAUUGAAAUGAAGUUUACGGAAACGUUCCAACAGUCGGUUGAAUGGGCCAAUGCAAUUUCUUCAAUGCUAACGAAGUACGCCGAGUCAAAGGCCAAUACUGUCCAGUCAAACUGGGGCUACUGGUUGCUUUCGGUGAUGAUCUUGGAUCGUCAAAUUUAUCUGAACCUUCUCGCAGAUUCAUCGCUUCAGGCUAUUAAACAAAGCAACAUAAAAGAAAUCUCAACACUGUUGUUUGAGUUCGAUCAAACGCUGCGCAAGUUUUCCGAAAAAGGAAAGAACUCUUGUCCGCAGAAACAGUUGGCGGAGGAAUUCCUUCGGCAUUAUCGCGGUCAACUGACGUUACAUUCGGCUUCUCUGUUGUUCAAAAAUGAAAAGCAAGGCGGAAAAGCCCGUGAUGUUACCGCUAAAUGUUUGCCGCUUUUGUUCCUAGCCUAUCAGUGUGGUGUGCCCGAUUCAGAUGAGCCGUGGUUGAAGCAUACCAACGAUAACACCCGUCAGCUAAUGGCUCACUGGAACAAACAGGCGUCCUAUCGAUGCUGCCAGGCUGGCAAUGCCAUUCUGUCAUGUGUGGACGAGAGCGUUGAUGCUUCAGUAAUUGCUCAAAUACAGAGUGUAACCGAUAGCAAGAUUUGGAACACCGCUGAGGAUUUGGUGAAUCAGGUCCGUCAAUUUUGCUCGGACAUCAACUGGAAGAAGAUCAUUUUCCGUUCGCUAUACAGCAACAACGGUGAUCAAACAUCCAAAAUAUCAUUGUCAUACUUCAUGCAGAGCACGUCCGUCGGAGAACCAGAGUACACACUUCCGAAACGUGAGCACCUGCAGAUGUAUUUGGAGAUUGCUCAGUAUCUGUUUCCUUCGUCGUUACCGUACCAGGUCUACUUAGGGCUAGGGUUAGACGAUUUGUCAGAGUUGAAAUGCAAAUCUUUCAGUGGGUUGACACUGUCUACCAACAAUUUAGACAAUUGUAACGUCGAAACGUUGAAUCAGCUAGAUGUGGACUCGUUCCUGUAUUGUUCGAUUUUGGUAGCCAAAAGUUGUUUAGAUGGAGAACGAAAGUAUCAGGAUAAGGUAAACACUGGCAGACCUCUCAUUUUGCCCGGGCCGAACAUGAUUCCGGGAUUGUGCGAGGAAGACAAGGUGGAUUGGUGGAAUGCGGCUUGUUCAGUGUUCAGAAAUACCAAUAUGGAGGGAUUACCUUUGAACAAACAACUGUUGCAGCAUGGUUUACAAGCUGUACGUGGCACAGGAACUCCAAUCACCGAUGUAAUUGUGCUGCUGAAAUUGGGUAAAAUUCUAGCCAAAAGAGGUAGUGCAACGGUUCUGCCCGAAGAACGACGGCAAUUAGAACUGAGAGCGGAAAGUGUUUAUAAGUCGGGCGUUUUGCUGUGGAAAAUUCGAAAUGAGGCGUCGUUCAGCAAUACGAAUAUUUUCUUCAAGCAUGGCAUUGAUUCAUAUGAGUGUAAUCAGGAAGCGGUAAAACUAGCUGAGAACGCUCUGACUUACUUGGCUGGAGUGUACUUCAAACAUGGGCGCUAUGAGGAAUUCACACACGAUUUUGGAGGCAUCCCACUUCCUUUUGCUGCCUAUUAUCGAGCCGAGGCAUUCAAAAAGUUAGAUGAGUCAAAUAAAACUCCACUUAAGACAAAGAAAUUCUACACUGAAAGAGCACGAGAUUGCAUUAAACAAACUCAGAAAUACUUGGAACUUCCGUACAUAGAGAAGAGUCAUCCUUUGCACUAUGUGGUCAACAGCGAGAUGAAACGUUUGCAGUUGAACGAAUCGUUAGACGGGAGCUUCAAUAGUUCCAUUAAUGGCUUUGGAGCGGCUGGUGCUGACGAUAGCGACCAUUUUCAGUCGUUCAGUUCAUCGGCCAAUACUGGCCUAAACAGGUCGGAACGAGAAGUAGUCGCGAAGACAAAUGAACUAGAAAGUUUAAUCAGAAAAAUGAUGGAAACACUGAAUUUUGUUAAAGAGGAUGUUCUAAACAUUAGAAAUGACGUUGGAGAUAUCCAAGAAAGAUUGGUCAAAAUUGAGGAUAAUAUUUACAAAAAACCAACUGAUGAUGACGCGACUACUGCUGCUUCCGUCUUCAAUGAUUUGUACAUGCUGGAUGAGCUGCAAAACCCUUCCUAUGUAAACCAAUCGGCUUACAACCCGACUCUUCAACAGCAAUUAACACCAAACCUGCCACCAGGUCACUCUCGAAUGUCUAAUCAUCAAGCCGCAGCCGCUGCAGCUGCGGCAGUAGCUAUGCAGCAACAAAAUUCCUACCAGCAGUUUUACAAUACAUCAUAUCCAAUGUACAUGCAACAAUAUGCUCAACAACAAGGACGCGCACAACAAAUCGGUGCAGUUGCUUCACCUAUGCACACUUAUCAGGAUAACAACCUACUAGCACCCGCCACUCCGGCUGCCUAUUAUCAGCAACAAACUCCAACCCAGCCGUCGCUCCCGCCAGUCCCUAUCCCACAUCAUCAACAAGUGACAGUACCCGCUCCGAAAGGAUCUGCACUUAUUGAACAAGCGCUUCAAACACCUACUUUGUUGAACACGUGGAACUCGACUUACAAUUCCAACUUUCCAUCCACAUCCACUCCGCACAUACCAACCCCUCUAGAUAAAGCUCCACCGGUCAAUGUAGUAAUCACCAGCUCAGAUCCUCUUCCAACAAACAUAUCGAUUGGAACAACUCAACCAACGUACAGUGUAACGAUUCCCCCACAACACAUAAAACACAGCGUUGUGAGUAACACAUCCACUGCGGUCACAUCUGUAAUUUCAUCGGUGGGUGCGGGCAUUGAAAAUAUAUCUCCCGUUGGCCAACAAACGAUAAAUACUAAAUAUCCAAUGCCAGCUCCAAAAGCUACAGUUCCAGCAAUCAACCCUGGCAUGUUCAGCCAGAGUAUUAACAAUUCGGUAAUAAAUGAGAUGGUCGAGGAUGAUGAGGACGAAAAUGUUGGCAACAUUUCCGGAGAGUAUGAUCCUCGUCCGGAUUUCAAGCCGAUCAUUGCUCUACCGGAUGAAGUCGAAGUUAAAACUGGAGAAGAAAAUGAAGAAACGAUAUUCUGUGGACGCUCCAAGCUACUUCGUAUGGUGAAUAAAGAGUGGAAGGAGCGAGGCCUCGGAGAUUUGAAGAUUUUGAAGAGCAAAACCGAUCCAACCAAAUAUCGAAUCGUCAUGCGUCGGGAUCAGGUUCAUAAGAUUGCCGCAAAUCACUCGAUUAGUCCAGAACUGAUAAUCAAACCUAUGGAAAAGAACAAUAAGUGUUACAUGUGGGCGGCAAUGGACUUUGCCGAUGAGGAACCAAAAAAGGAAACUUUCUGUGCACGUUUUGCAUCGGUCGAAUCGGCCAAAGAAUUUCACGACAAAUUCAAUAAGGCGAAAGAGGAGAUUAUUCGACUGAAGAAACAAAAAGAAACACAAAACGCCAAGGUUAAUACGGCUCCGGUUUUAACCUUCGGUAAUAUAGCAGCUACAACUACAACCAGUAAACCUUUGUUUGGUUCCUCGUUAAGUAGUUCGACGAGUGUUACCACAUCAACAACAUCAGCUACAACCAGCGUGACAAGUUCAUUCCAGGGAUUCACAUUUACCAACAACUUUGCCCCCAAGCUUCAAACACCGGCAGCUCACCCAGAGGCGUCAGAGAAGGAACCCAGUAAGCCAAGCCCGUUUGCUUCGUUUACGUUCGGGGGUGGUAAAUCUGUUACAAAUGUUACGACUAACAACGACUCCGGUAAUAACAAAUCAUUAAGUGACAUCUUCAGCAGUUUAAACAAACUUUCUUCGCCAGCGACUGGGACCUGCCCUCCUACCGUAUUGAAAACACCGGAAAAAGAUUCAAACACGACUGCAGAUGAGGUGGUCGAAGAUUUCGUUCCAACAGCGGAUUUCAAGCCUGUGAUCCCACUUCCGGAUUUGAUAGAAGUGAAGACCGGCGAAGAAGAUUUCGAUUGUGUGUACGAACAUCGUGCGAAAAUAUACAGACUGGACAAGGAAACAAAAGAGUGGAAGGAACGUGGUGUCGGCAACAUACGAGUACUAGUGAAGAAGGAUGACAGCAACACAGUGCGGUUGCUGAUGAGACGCGAGCAGGUACUGAAGUUGUGCUGCAAUCAGUUAAUUACCAAGGACAUAAAGUUUUCACUAAACGAAAUUAACAAAUCAUUGACCUGGGUGGGACAUGAUUACUCAGAGAAUGAGCUGACUCUGGAAUGCUUUGCCAUUCGCUUCAAGACCAAGGAUAUUCUAGAUGAUUUCCAUAACAUAAUCAAAAAAGUUCAGCUGGCUAUGAGCUCUAAAUCAGAAACUGGGGUACACAAAGAAGAGGUGAAACCGACGGAACAAAAAGGCUUUGGAGACAUGUUUAAACCGAAGGCUGGUAUGUGGACCUGUGAAGCUUGUUACGUGUCCAACAAAGCUGACGAUCUACAUUGCAUUUCUUGUGCCAGUCCUAAAGAUUCUACAGUACCGCCUAAAAAAGAAACCAAUCUUUUGGAUUUAUCGAAAUCGACAAGUACGUUUAAAUUUGGAGUGCAACCAGCCACUGAGUCAGCCAAGUUUAGUUUUGGUGUUCCUACAAUUACUACAAAACCAGCUGAAUCUGCGAAAAAAGAAGAACCCAAAGGAUUCGGCGAUCAGUUUAAACCGAAAGUAGGCUCUUGGUCAUGCAGCAGCUGCUAUCUUAGUAACAAGGGGGAUGAUUUACAUUGUGUGGCGUGCGAUACGCCCAAAGAUCCAACAGUACCAAAGAAGGACGGUAAAGCUGACGGCGACACACCAAAGUUUAACUUUGUACCGGGUGGAGGCUUCACCUUCAGCACAUCAGCUCCAACAGUUGCAUCUGAUGCUAUCAGCAACAAAUCUGCACCCACUACUAUAAGCAAUAUAUCUGCACCAAGUGUUAUUACGAGUACCCCUUCAAAAGGAGGUUUCAGUUUUGGAUCUACUGGUGGAUCGGGAUUUUCUUUUGGUACUGCAUCGGUAGCUCCAGCUGUGUCAAAUGCGUCUGUUACAACAAGCUCCCCAUCAAGUUUCCGAUUUGAAUUGCCCAAACCUACCUUGUCGUUUGGUUCUACUUUAAACGAGGCUACAGCCGCAGAAGAGAAACCUAUCAAUAGUUCCAUGCUACCUGCUCCGGAAAAACAGACCUUUGAGUUUGUCUUUAAACCAAAAUCUCCUGGUAAGCCAAAAAGUCCCGGCCGAACGAUCAGUGUCGGAUCUGAAAAUGCAGAAGGAGAAGCAGAGGAAGGCGAUGGGUGUGCAGAGGAAGAGAAUAACACUUACUUCACUCCAGUGAUUGCACUACCGGAGAAAGUUGAGAUAAAAACUGGUGAAGAAGAUGAGGAUGUGCUUUACUCGCACAGGGCCAAGCUAUAUCGUUUCAUGGAUAAGGAGUGGAAGGAACGCGGGAUUGGCGAUGUAAAGAUCCUUAAGCACAGGACUAGUGGCAAGCUAAGGGUUGUAAUGCGCCGGGAUCAAGUGUUGAAGAUAUGCCUCAAUCACGCCCUAGACACAACCGUUGACUACCAGAAGAAGGAUGAAAAGUCCUGGCAAUUUGUGGCGAAUGACUUCUCCGAAGGCACAUUUGAGGUGAUGAAUUUCUCACUACGUUUCAAAUCGUCGGAAAUUGCGGGCGAAUUCAGAGAUGCAAUCAAACGAGCGCUGGGGGGUGAGUUGGUGAAGACUCCUACCGGAACCGAAAACGAGCACGAAGUGACUCUGGAUACUACAAUUUCGACUCCAAAUAGCAACUUCAACUUCUCGCAACUAAGUGAUAUAUCACUGAAUGAUAGAGAACUGGCAGUUAGUUUAAAGCUUCCGGAAAACUUUUUCGAAUCUCCGAAUCAACCCUGCACGGGUUGUAGAGGUUGCGAACCUGAUAGUUUCCAAUUUCCAAGCUACGCAAUGGUGGUGAACAAGGAGCUUGAAGAUGAUAAACCACUACCAAUAAGCUUAAAAGAUGUCAAACCUCUGCCUGUAACACAAAAGUUUAACAAAUCUCCGAAGAAAGUGAGCUUCUCUGACAAUAUCGAGGAGCAGAAGAUGGCAAGCCUCUUCAAUUCGUUGUCCACAAAGCAGGAAACUAAAUCACCAUUUAGUGUUAGCAGUUUUGUUGCAGCUGAAAAGUCUUCGUCAGCGACCGUUUUUGGAGGAGCUUCUAAACAAGUAGAACAAAAUACACCAAAGUCCAUAUUUGGAGGUUUGUCAACAACCGGAUCCAUAUUUUCUUCCUCCCUCAAUACUACUCCAAAAACAGUCAUCAUACCCGCUCAGUCUUCGGCCGACAAAUCAAAGUCACCGUUGCUACAACCAUCUGUGUUUGGUUCAGCAUCACCUGCACUGAAUAAAUCUGUUGAGGGAGUGAAAUUAUUUGGAAGUGGUUUCGGCCAGAACGCUGUUAGCACAAACAUUUUCGGGGGAUCACCAACUAUAACGACUGCUGCAAACGAGGAAGGUUCGAAGACUGCUAACAGUAACGUGUCAAAACCAAUUUUUGGUUCAACUGGUACUAAUAGCACAUUCGCUGGAGUUGAUAAUACGACGCCUAAAUCAGUUGUUGGUACAGAUGUUUCCAAUACAACUGAUGCAGGAGGGGAACAAAAACUGUUUGGUUCCGGUGGUAAUCAAAAAGUGUUUAGCUUCGCUGAUGCUGCUAAGGGGUUUGAUAAAAACAGUACUAAUGUCACCAAAUCGGAACCCGAUUUUCUGAAGAACUUCAAUUCCGGUGUUGAUUUCGCUGCUCUGGCAUCUGGUACAACUAGUAACUUCUUGACCAAGCAGAGCGCACCCAACAGUGGCUUUGUUGGUUUGACGGUCAAAGAAGACUUUUUCACUAGAAUGGCAAAUAAAACUAAACUUGACAAUAGUGGCGGAGCUGAUCAUGAAAACGACGACGGAACAGUUGGAGAAGAGAACUAUGAUCCCCAUUAUGAGCCAAUCAUUCAAUUGCCUGAUGAAAUCGAAGUGCGAACUGGGGAGGAGGAUGAGAUCAAAUUGUUCGGAGAUAGAGCUAAACUGUAUCGAUACGAUGCAGAUACUAAAGAAUGGAAGGAACGAGGUGUUGGUGAACUAAAGAUUUUGCAUCACCCGGGACGCAACAGUUAUCGACUGCUGAUGCGCCGGGAACAAAUUUUCAAACUAGUGCUGAACCAUGCUGUGACGGAGGACCUACAAAUAUCUCCGUUGAACAACUCGACGAAAGCAUUCUCUUGGGCUACUUUGAACCAUGCCGAGGAAGGUCCACAGCUUGAGCACUUGGCGGUUCGGUUUAAAAACGAAGACAUCGCAAGCAUCUUCAUGACCGCCUUUGAUCAGUGUCAAGAAAAGCUACGAUUGAAGCCACACUUGGAACCGGACCAGGAUUAGUACCGGCUAUACGCUGGACGUAAGUAAUUAAUUAAGAAAAGGUAGUUAUUCAUUUUUAAUGUUAUGAUAAUUGGUAGUCUGUUGCAUCUCAGUUUAUCUGUUUUCUGUACUUCUUCUGUACUGUACUUCAAGCUACAAUUUAAUUCGGUUACAACAAAUCGUUACUGUCCAGAAAAAAAUCCGAUCAUGUUAUCUGCAAAAUAAAAUUCACACGAAGGUGAUGGACAGAAUUUUGCCAGCCAGAGUUAAUUUCUUUUGUUUCAUCAAAAUUCGUUUUUGCGCGUGAGCCGCCUAUUCUUCCUAAUUGUGGAAACAAAACUGAACAGACGUUAAACUGUUGUCUCUUAUAUGUAUAACCUCUUUUAUUCAAUACUAUAAGCUACAAUUAAAAAAGUAACUUGAAGUGACAACCAUGCGUGGGCAGAAUCCUCUGAAUAUAUUGAAUCCCGCAAAAAAAAAUUAAAGAAAAGACUGACGUGUACCUAGUGAAAAUUAUUGAAGACAAUUUUCCACCCCAGGCAUGGCCAGUUUUUCACUUCAGGUUAGUUUUGAUGGGUGCCGCUUGUAGCGGAUUAGGCUAUUACUAUCGAAUGUAAGCAUUUAGAUCGUAAGCACAUUUGACACUAAACGAGGUUUGGCUAUUUUUUCCGAUAUUUUCGCGCAAACUACUUUUUCGAUUUGAGUUUGUUCAGAGCUCUCAACAACAACUACGUCUUGUUGAAUGUCUAUCGGAAAGUGUCAUAGUUAACCACAUUGGCAAAUCAAGGCUAAUUAAAAAGUUUCAAUGUAAUUGAUAUGACA
This is a messenger RNA of Topomyia yanbarensis, 9028 nucleotides long. Its product is annotated as E3 SUMO-protein ligase RanBP2-like. The coding region runs from base 284 to 8227 and encodes 2647 amino acids. The transcript is spliced from 7 exons. The record is from RefSeq and is a predicted model, not a curated record. NCBI's taxonomy places the organism in Eukaryota, Metazoa, Arthropoda, Insecta, Diptera, Culicidae. Gene Ontology annotation, biological process: nucleocytoplasmic transport. Gene Ontology annotation, cellular component: cytoplasm; nuclear pore. Gene Ontology annotation, molecular function: protein binding; GTPase activator activity.